AUGGCUUCGAAUUACGCAAGUUUUUUCGAUAAUGAAGAGCCACACUUUUUGGAAUCAUGCUCUCUUUGCCGUAAACACCUUGGUCUUAACUCCGAUAUCUACAUGUACAGAGGAGACAAGGCGUUUUGUAGCAAUGAGUGUAGAGAAGAACAGAUUGAAUAUGAUGAAGCCAAGGAGAGAAGCUGGAAGCUUUCUGCUAGAUCUCUCCGUAAAAAAUCUUCUGAAGCUGCAAAGGAUUCAGCAACCGGAAAAACCGUACGGACAGGAACACUCGUGGUCGCGUAG
Eruca vesicaria subsp. sativa (arugula) is the source of this 285-nucleotide messenger RNA. The record is from the annotation of a GenBank genome assembly. Lineage: Eukaryota; Viridiplantae; Streptophyta; Magnoliopsida; Brassicales; Brassicaceae.